UCCCUCAGCCCCUUUUUAAAUAAAUGCCUCCCUCAAGCGGGAGGUCGAUUUUUCAGGAUGGCUGCGAAUUCUCUGACUUUUGCGGUGAUUUUUGUGACUGCCAGCGUCCUUUUUGCUGAAGCAGAAUACCAAUACCAGGAAGUUCAUGGAGUCCUUCAGAAUGGGAAUCGGUGUGUCUGCAAAAUGCAAUUUUCUGCAUGGGAAUUUCCGGUGGAAAGAUUUGGACAGUUACAAGAUCUGUCACAGAAUUGUACCAGAUCUCUAGAAGAGAGAAAAUUAGAGGCAACUUUUGUUGAGUCGAGGAUUCCAGAGUUCCAGGAAGAGUUAUUGAACCUAUCUACUCAGCUGCAGCAGUAUGAGGCAAUGUACAAACAGCAACUGUAUCAACCACUCAACUUUUGGAGCCUCCGCCGGGACUUGAAACAACUCAGCUCUGACAUUGCAAAGGCGCAGAGUGUUCCUUCAUCAACCACUAACUUACUUCGCAAGAUCUUCACUGAGAUGCUUGAUACCCGCCUCAAUGUGAAAAAUCUACAGCAAUAUGACAAGCACAAUCUACUGUCCAUGAAAGACCACUUGAAGAAAAUGAAGAACCGCUUGCAGAGUUUCUCCAUCUAUGGCAAUGUACCCAUUGGAAAUUGUUCUAAAGGAAUUUUACGCAACAUAAGCGAGCCAAUAGUAGCACAACUCAAUCCAUAUGGCACAUCAUACCAUUAUGGAGGCUGGGGUAUGGACUCAAAGCCAGGAAGUCUGCAACUCUACUGGGUCAUGGCACUGCUGUCUUCCAACAUUUAUGGGAAUUCAAUCCGAACCUACACUUCUUACAAAAAUUUCCUGACAGCAAAGUCCAACAUUGAUAUUUCAGUGAAAUCAUCAUUCACCACCACCAAUGCGAUUCAGGGUCCAGGGGUUGUGGUUUACAACAACUCUUUGUACUAUAACUGUUAUAAGUCAGGAGAAAUGUGUAGGUUUGACAUGGCGACAAAAGACAUCACAAAUGUUCUCCUUCCUGAUGCUGGUUAUGAAAACAAGUUCCCUUACUGUUACUAUGACUGCUACAGUCAUAGUGAUAUGGAUUUCUCAGUGGAUGAAAAUGGUCUUUGGGUCAUUUAUGCCACUGAAGAGAAUUAUGGCAAUAUCGUAUUGAGUAAAAUAGACAGCAUUAGUUUGGCUGUUAUGCAGACCUGGAAAACCAAGCUCUUUAAGAAAGCAGCAACCAAUGCCUUUGUGAUUUGUGGGGUGCUUUAUGCCACCCGUUACAUCAGUGAGACUGAAGAGGAAAUAUUUUAUAUGUAUGACACAAUCAAUAGUCAAGAGGCCCAAAAUCUUAAAAUCCGUUUUGUGAAAUAUUCUCCAAAUGUAGCAAAUAUCCACUACAACCCAGCAGAUAGGAGACUUUAUAUUUUUAAUGGUGGCUACAUGCUAGCAUAUGAGCUUUGUUUUCAUUAAAUGUUGCAAAUUAGUUAUUUAUCUGUCACCACAUUUAACAAAGUUAGGCUUUCAAAUAUGUUUACUAUAACUGCAUCCACGAUGUAAGAAUAGCUGAGGAUGCUUAACUUGUACAAGAAAUACAUCAUUAAUAAACAUUAAAAGCACUGAUGUUAAAUAAACACAUUGUUGUGGUUAAAAGUUAAGCAAAAAGUGUAGGAGUCAACAAUUCACAACCAUUUGAAAUUUUCACUGAUCAUUAAUAUAAUGAUGGAAAAGCUUUGAUUCGCAACUUUCAGAGAAUGCUAGGAUAAGGAAGAAGCCAACUUCUAGAACAAUUUGCUUGCAUUCUGAAAUCUAAUGUUUUCUCUUCAGAUUCUGCCACUCUUCAAUGGAAGAUGUGGAGGGAAUGUGAUGUUGUGGAACUUGAUGUAUGGAUUCAUUUACAAGAUAAUUGGAUUCUGUAACCGGCAAUGCAAAGUGUGCAUGAUUUUGCAAUUUAUGAGUCACUACACAUGGAAACAAAAUAUUUACAUGACUCGAGUUGCCUUGCUUGACUGUGCCUAAUUGAGGCCUGUUAAAACUGGCUUAAUGAUAUAUGUUAACCAGCGAAGUCCAACAUGAUGUACUGGAAUGAUCAACAUAUCGCGUGACCUGCAUUGUUCAUCUUUGUGUAACUUCUUUUGCCUGAAUAAAUUGUUACAUCUAA
Messenger RNA from Stegostoma tigrinum, 2137 nucleotides. RefSeq names its product olfactomedin. The record is from RefSeq and is a predicted model, not a curated record. NCBI's taxonomy places the organism in Eukaryota, Metazoa, Chordata, Chondrichthyes, Orectolobiformes, Stegostomatidae. The transcript is spliced from 5 exons. Gene Ontology annotation, biological process: signal transduction. Bases 58 to 1449 code for a protein of 463 amino acids.